CAUCAUGGGUCCAGGCUGAAGUUUUCCUCACAAGAAUCAAGACGUCAUGAUUGAAUCGAAGCUCAAUGUGCAGCUGAAGUCUUUGAGAGGCCCGAGCCUGGCCAGCGAGGAGGCGGGCGCCAUGGUGAGAGGUGACCAUGGCAACACCAUCUGGAACAGGACGGACUCAGGCCACGACACGACCGGAGUCACCAGUCAUGGGGACAGUGGGGACAGUGGACAUGAUGACGGUGGACAUGAUGACGGUGGACAUGAUGAUGGUGGACAUGAUGACGGUGGACAUGAUGACGGUGGAUUUGAUGAUGGUGGACAUGAUGAUGGUGGACAUGAUGACGGUGGACAUGGAGAAGCGCCCAUCACCACGCUGCCUAUCGUGACCUGGAAGUGGCACCAUGUGUCCACCCCGUACCUGGUGGCUCUGUGGAUCCUGGUCUGCUGGCUCUGCAAACUCAUCAUCGAGGCCAACCACCAUGUGACCAACGUGAUCCCAGAGAGCGCCCUGCUCAUCUGCUUUGGCUUCAUCCUGGGGGGGAUCAUUUGGGGGGCGGACAAGGUGCAGACGUUCAAACUGACGCCGACGGUCUUCUUCUUCUACCUGCUGCCUCAGGUCAUCCUCGACGCGGGAUACUCCAUGCCCAACAAGCUCUUCUUCAGCAACCUGGGGGGCAUCCUGGUGUACGCCAUCAUCGGGACCUGCUGGAACGCCGCCAGCCUGGGGCUGUCGCUGUGGGGGUGUCACAAGGGGGGAGCCAUGGGGGACCUGGACAUCGGUCUGCUGCAGUACCUUCUCUUCGGCAGCCUGAUUGCUGCUGUCGACCCUGUAGCCGUCAUCGCUGUGUUCGAGCAGGUCCACGUCAACGAGGUCCUCUUCAUCAUGGUGUUCGGAGAGUCACUGCUCAAUGACGGCGUGACAGUGGUUCUCUUCAAUGUGUUUGAUGCGUUCGUGUCGCUGGGAGGAUCCAAGAUCGACGCCGUGGAGAUCAUUAAAGGAAUCGUUUCCUUCUUCGUGGUGGCGUUCGGCGGUUCCCUCCUGGGUUUUGUAUUUGGUCUGUUGAUCUCUCUUCUGACCAGAUGCACUAAAAACAUCCAGAUCAUUGAGCCGGGCUUCAUCUUUGUCCUGGGAUAUCUGUCCUACCUGACGGCUGAGAUGCUCUCCCUGUCCGCCAUCCUCUCGAUCGUCUUCUGUGGAAUUUGCUGUCAGAAAUACAUCAACGCAAACAUGGACGAGAGUUCGGUCAACACAGUCAGAUACGCCAUGAAGGUUCUCGCCAAUGGCUCAGAAACCAUCAUCUUCGUCUUCCUCGGCAUCUCGGCCAUCGACAAGUCGAUCUGGGUGUGGAACACCGGCUUCAUCCUGCUCACGCUCCUCUUCGUCAUCGUGUACAGAUGCAUCGGUGUCUUUUUCAUCACCUGGAUCCUGAACAAGUUCAGGCUGGUCCCCAUUGGCUUCAUAGACCAGGUGAUUCUGAGCUACGGUGGCCUGCGAGGGGCCGUUGCGUACGGCCUGGCUGUGAUGUUGGACGAGAACAAGAUAAAAGAGAAGAAUCUGAUGGUCAGCACCACUCUCAUCGUCGUGUACUUCACCGUCAUUUUUCAGGGAAUAACCAUGAAACCUCUGGUCACGUGGCUCAAAGUAAAGAGAGCUGCGAUGUCUGAACUCACACUCGUAGAAAAAGUGCAGAACAAGGUGUUUGAUCACAUGCUUGUUGCCAUAGAAGACAUAUCUGGACAGAUAGGACACAACUACAUGAGGGACAAGUGGAAUAACUUUGAGGAGAAUUGGAUGUCGAGGGUUUUGAUGAAACCGUCGGCGAGGAAGAACCGAGACUACGUCUUCAACGUCUUCCAUCAGCUGAACCUGAAGGACGCCAUGAGCUACGUGGCUGAGGGUGAACGCAGAGGAUCUCUGGAGUUUGUCCGAAACGACACGGCGUACGUCGACUUCAAGAAAAAGUUUGGUGAUGAAUUCUCAGAGGUCAUGCCUGACAUCAUGGCCGACAUGUCAGACGACCACGGAGGAAUGUCUGUUAUGAGGAGAGACCCUGUUCCAUCAGUGAGUCUGGAAAUGCACGAGCAGACCAUGAACGGCCUGAGAGGAGCUGAGGACAUCAACACUCACCACCUGCUGCAGCAGCAUCUGUACAAGGGCAGGAAACAGCACCGGCACAGAUACAGCCGGAGCCACUUUGAUGUCAACAAAGAUGAAAACGAGGUGCAGGAGAUCUUCCAGAGGACCAUGAGGAGCCGUCUGGAGUCCUUUAAGUCUGCCAAGAUGGGCGUCGCUCCGCCAAAGACCAUCUCCAAACACACAAAGAAAGAGCCGCAGCAAAAGAUGCCAAAUGGAAAAUCACUGGACAAGAGUAAAAGCUACCACUCUGGUGAUGAAGAUUUCGGGUUCUCGGAGGGCGACAGCGCCUCUGGCUACGACGCACCGGGUUCGUUCCCCAUGAGAGUCACCUACAGAGCAGGAGCUGGAAUAGAGAACCCCGCCUUCAUGGCCGACAUGGACCCGAUGCAGAUCCCUCCGUGGCUGGCGGAGGCGGAGCUCGACAGCAGCACGGUCGCUCCCUCGCAGCGAGCUCAGGUGAGGUUGCCAUGGACGCCCAGCAACCUGCGGCGCCUGGCCCCCCUCCGCACCAGCACCCGCUCCACAGACUCCUUCAUGCUGGCCGACGCUCCCGCCACGCAGCAGAGGGACGGCGAGGAGCUGCCGCCUCCUCCACCCCCACCUGCUUCUAAAAGAGACGGUGACUGCAUGUAGCAGCAUCCUGACCCCCCCACUUCAUCUCCCUGUGACGAGCCGCCACAGACUCAAAAUACUGACGAGGGAAAGUUUUCUUCUCAGUUUAAUCUCAGUCUCAGGUUUUCAGAUGAAACAUUCACAGUCCUGUGACCUCUGACCUCUGCUCUUCAGAUCCAGCUCCUGUCGCUCUGACGUCACCCCCCACUGAGAGCUGCAGGUGAAGGUGAGACCAUGUAUUCACAGUGGCAGUUAUUCACCAGCUCCUGUUGAACAUUGUCAUGUUUCAUAGUCAAGCAUCUAAACACUGUCAGUCAGUCCUGGGGACCUUCAUCCUGAUGUGAUGCAAAAACCUCUGCAGAUAUUUAUCGAUUGUGUUUGCUUAUAAAGAUGAUAAAAGAUUUAAUUUAGAGUGACAUGAAAUCAAUUCCGAAGCUAUGAUCUGAAUCUUUGUGUGUUUUCUCAUGUGUGUCAGAAACGUGACGUUGAAUGUUGAACUUGAAGAUUAAAAACAUUGUAAAAAUGUGACUUGUAUGAUAAAGAGAUUAUAUUUAUUCACAAAUGAAGUUUGUAAUGUAUGGACAUUUCCACCAUCUCAGAUCUGUGCACAUGCAGCUGUUUCUAACAUUUCAUUUACCUCCAACAACGAACUCUUUGACCGGGUUUAGUUUUCAACUGUAUGUGUUUUAAAAUGUGGAUUUAGAAAUAAAAAUGAAGGAAAUAUG
Messenger RNA from Seriola dumerili (greater amberjack), 3465 nucleotides. It is a transcript of the gene slc9a3, whose product is annotated as solute carrier family 9 member A3. Gene Ontology annotation, molecular function: sodium:proton antiporter activity. Gene Ontology annotation, biological process: regulation of pH; proton transmembrane transport; sodium ion transport. The record is from RefSeq and is a predicted model, not a curated record. Gene Ontology annotation, cellular component: brush border membrane; apical plasma membrane. Lineage: Eukaryota; Metazoa; Chordata; Actinopteri; Carangiformes; Carangidae.